This is a messenger RNA of Sarcophilus harrisii (Tasmanian devil), 3299 nucleotides long. Its product is annotated as zinc finger protein 397-like. Gene Ontology annotation, biological process: regulation of transcription by RNA polymerase II. Bases 209 to 1573 code for a protein of 454 amino acids. NCBI's taxonomy places the organism in Eukaryota, Metazoa, Chordata, Mammalia, Dasyuromorphia, Dasyuridae. The transcript is spliced from 3 exons. Gene Ontology annotation, molecular function: DNA-binding transcription factor activity, RNA polymerase II-specific; RNA polymerase II cis-regulatory region sequence-specific DNA binding. The record is from RefSeq and is a predicted model, not a curated record.
UAAGAAAGAUAAGAUUAUAUCGUAGAAAAGUAGGGCUGCUGCUUUUGCAAACAAAUAAGGUUAAAAUUAAAGUCAACUCCAAAAAGACUGUUUUAUACCAACAAUAAUUUCUUCUCUUUUAAGUUCCUGAAAGAAAAAAUCAAGAGCUGGAAUUUGAUUCCUGAAUCAUGUUUUAUCUGGAGUAAGUGGUACCCUCUGAGUCUGAGUGAUGUCUACAGAAUCCACGGAAGUUGCAUUACUGAUCCCUAGACCUCCACAGGAACAAGAGAGACCUCUGAAAAUGGAGCUGGGGGAGAUUUGUGCCUGGGGAAAGGAACCAGACUUACAGUGGAACACACCCUUUGAUGGGGAGAUUUUUCGCAAACGUUUUAGGCAUUUCUGCUAUGAGGAAACUCCUGGACCACGUGAAGCUCUGAACCAACUCAGAGACCUUUGUCAGAAGUGGUUGAGACCGGAUAUUCAUACUAAAGUGCAGAUCUUAGAGCUACUGGUACUGGAACAGUUUCUGACUAUCCUGCCUAAAGAACUACAAGUCUGGUUGCAGGAGCACCAUCCAAAGAGUGGGGAACAGGCAGUGACUAUGUUGGAGGAUUUAGAGCAAGAGCUUGAUGAGCCAGAUCAGCAGGUUAGAGCCUCUGCUCACAGAAAAGAGGAAAUUUUGGAGGAGUCAACACUUCUAGGAACCUCACAGAAGUUGCCUUGUGUUCAGCUCCAGGCUUCACAGGCCUACCUCAAGUAUGAGUCUCCAGAAUCUCACUUCCAACCAGAAAAAGGUGUUCAUAAUCAGACUGAGGAACACUUAACUCCAAAGCAAGAAAUUUUUAUAGAAAAAGAACUGCAUGAAGAUAUCUCUGGAAAUUUUAAUGGGAAUAUUCCACAGGUUUCAGAGUAUGAAAAACACUUUAAGGGUAGAUUAAGAAAAAAGAAGGAAAAUCUGCUGGGUCAAAGACAACAUAAAGAUCAUGAAUGGGGAAAAAAUUUUACUUGGAACUCGGACUUCAUUAGGAAUCAAAGCUCUUAUUCUACAGAAAAACCCUGUGGAUAUGAUGGAUGUGAGAAAGCUUUUAGUCAGAGUUCACAUCUUCUUAAUCAUCAGAGAAUUCAUACUGGAGAGAAACCCUAUGAAUGUGAGGAGUGUGGAAAAGUCUUCAGUUAUAGCUCACACCUUAUUCUUCAUCGGAGAAUCCACACAGGGGAGAAGCCUUAUGAGUGUGUUGAGUGUGGGAAAUCAUUUAGUCAAAGUUCCAGUCUUAUCCAGCAUCAAAGAAUCCACACUGGGGAGAAACCCUAUCCAUGUAAUCAGUGUAGUAAAAGUUUCAGUCGAAGCUCAAACCGUAUUUUACAUCAGAGAAUCCAUACAGGAGAGAAACCUUAUGAAUGUGAUAAGUGUGGAAAAGCUUUCAGACAGAAAUCUGCCCUUGUUCUACAUCAGAGAAUCCAUACAGGAGAGAAACCUUAUGAAUGUGAAUUAUGUGGGAAAGCCUUCAGUCAAAGCACAAAUCUUAUUAAACAUCAGAGAAGCCACAAUGGAGAAAAAAAUCCUUUAAACAUCAUGAGUAUGGGAAAACUUUAAUUAGAACUCAGGUCUUUGUUAUGAAUACAAACAAAACAACAACAACAAAAAAAACACUGGAGAAAAUUCCUUCUUGUAAUCACCAAUCAUGUUGUUACUCAUAGAUUUCUUAUUUGUACAACAUAAAAGCCUCUCCAGACAGAAGCUUCAUUAAUAUAAGAAAUAAAGAAAAAAAAAAGUUAAAAAAAAAAAACAUCAAACCUUGUUUAGCAAUAUUAGUUACGGUUUGUGAGUCAGUCAACAAACAAUAAGCAUCCACUUUAUGGGGAUUUCAAUAUAAAUACAAAAGCAAGACUUCCUACUUUCAAAGUACUUAUAUUCUACUUAGAGGAUUUACAUGUUUUCAAUAAAUAUAAUCCUAGCCUUUUUCUUGAAAAAUUGUUUCAAAAUCCUUUACAUGGGAUCACAUUCUACUUCCACAUGUGCAUUCCUACUCUUACUGUAAAUGAUAAAAUUAUUAGGAUCCUCUGUUGUCAGUAAGUGUGUAAAUCUAUAGUAUUUACACCCUCUGUUUGAAAUCUCUUGAUUAUUAUUAAAUGUAUUUUAUAAAGACCAAAUAGCCUUCUCUUACAACUAUUCUAUUAUGUAUUAAUAUAGUAUUCUUAAUAAAGGAAUCAAAAGUUUUCAAAAGAAAGAAGUAUUCUGCAGAAUAGAGUGAAAAACUUUUCCAGUGUAGAAAUAUUUAAGGCAUUAUAGGGCAUGACUGAUAUGCUACAGAUCAAACACCAUUAACACUAAAUUAGUUCCUAAAUGUUUCAUAAUGGUGUUUAAAAUGAAUUUUAUAAUAUCACAAUUCACUUGUUUUCUUAUUUAAUGGAUACUUGCACAUUUCCAUAAGUUUAUGUAAUUACUGCCUUUAUUUCACCUUAGUAAUAUCUAGGUGUACAUUUUUAAAAUGGUUGGCCUUAAAAUUAGAAAGCUUUGGAUUUUCCUUUGACAUUCUGUCUGUCCUUGGACACGUUAUUUAACCCCUUAGUACACACCCCCACCACCAGGCAACUCCCUGAGACAAUAUAUUAUUUACAAAAAUGUUGAUCUGUUUUCACUGGAACUCUCUUAACUGAUGAAAUCACAGUUCUGGUCAAAUUAACAAAUAAAAUAGUAUUUCCUGGUUAUUGAUAAGGCACUGUAUUUAGGCAGUUUUUGUUUGUUGUAUUUGUGUGCAGAGCCUAUCACUAUCAUUCGGCAUUCUUUUACCAGUGGGAAAGAGUGAAUGUGUUCUGAGGAUUAUAUGAGAAAAGAAAUGACAGAUCAUUUGGGUAGGGAGAGUAUCAAAAACCAAGAGAGGGACAUUUUAAUCUGAAAGGAAAGAGAAGAUAAUUUCAAAUAGCAACUGAAUUUUUUAAGCAUUCCUGUUUUUAAAUGUCCCAUUAUAAGAAUACUACAACAUGUUAUGGAUCCAUGGCAAUAAUUCUCCUCAGAAAUGUCUUUUUAAUUUGUUCUUUCUCCUCCCACUGCUACCGCCCUCAUUUUUCUUUGCCAGGCUUUUGUAGCAUCCCUGUAUUCUCAUUGCCUGUCUCAUCCCAGCGGAUCUGCACAAGAUUAAUCUUUAUUAGAAGCUUUAUUCAUGAAAAUAAUCCAAAUUCCUUAGCUUGACAUUCAAGACCCUUAUCUCAACUUUCUAGCCUUUACUGUUGCUCUGUAGCCUUAAUUUUUUACUCCUUUUUAACAUUUAUUGUUGCUUUCUCCAAAUGUUAGGAUUCUUACAAGGUGCUAAGUAAGUGGA